This is a messenger RNA of Anguilla rostrata (American eel), 3942 nucleotides long. It is a transcript of the gene msl2b, whose product is annotated as MSL complex subunit 2b. The transcript is spliced from 2 exons. Gene Ontology annotation, biological process: protein ubiquitination. The coding region runs from base 1347 to 3140 and encodes 597 amino acids. Gene Ontology annotation, molecular function: ubiquitin protein ligase activity. Lineage: Eukaryota; Metazoa; Chordata; Actinopteri; Anguilliformes; Anguillidae. Gene Ontology annotation, cellular component: MSL complex. The record is from RefSeq and is a predicted model, not a curated record.
ACCGCAGCGCCCCCCUCCUCAUUCUUAUGCGGAGAGGAAAAAGGAGGGGAGAAGCCUCCAUAGCAAGCUAUGGCUGAAUUAUAAAUAAUUAUUAAUAUCGAACCAAAAUAAUUAUUUUAAAUACAAAAACGGAAGCUCAUUGGAACCAAGAUUAAGGACCUGAGUAACGUCGCAUUAACUCGCUGGCUACUCGACACCUAUCGGAUAGGAGGUGAAAUGGAGGGAUAAUUCCAAAGAAAAGAAAAAGCGGCCUAUUUUGUUUCCGAUAUCCAGGAGCCGCUGCUGCAGACUCGCGGUCGCAGUAAACAUCUAUCUGCGUUUCUGUCGUUUGCUUUAUUUGCUAACUGGUUUAACAGGUCCUUGCGUUGAUUUAUUGUUUGUCUGCGUUUGAUCUAGAAGCUAGCUAGCUAGCUGUUUAGCUAGCAAGCUUUGAAAGUAACGAAGUAGGAGGGGAUUGUGUGGAGCGGCCUGUUUUGUUUUUGCAACGACACCGCCAUGAGAAACGGCGGACAAUAAACAUUUUUUUCCAUCUUAAUAUUUUUUUCGAAAGUCCCUUAAUGCUUUGGAUCGGAGCAUUAUCCGGGGGAGGAAGAAGUGGUAUUACUUCGGAAGAAAACAUUGAAAUCAAAGAGGAGCAAGAAAACGAGAACGACUGGGAUCUAAGGGCUCGGUUUGAAUUCUGGUACAGCCUGCGUACUACCAGCUAGCUAGUAGUAAUUGGAAGCCAGCUUUGACUCGACAGUAAUAGAGCGCCACUAGCGUUUUGUUGUUGAAUUAUAGCUCAAAAUAGGAGUAGCUGGUGCGGCUGUUAUGGAAGACAAGUGAUCUGUUUUGCGGGGAAAAUACAAUUGGAAUAUUUUUUCUCUUUGUAUGUCAUUAUUAUUUUUUAAUUAUAUUCAAGUUAAAGACGUUCAUUUGAUGAUGAUGCUGGUUUGGGCGUAUUUCGUGCCAUGGAAGAGGGGAAAGCGCUGAGGCUAACUGAUGAUGACACGCUGUUUUACGUUUUGUUCCUAAAACAGACUAUUUUGUGCGUGUAGUGACAGCUUGAGUUAAAAGUGCCACUUUGCAUCGUCCAUUACAGUUGGGAUAUAUCAUCGAACCACCCAUCUAUGUUUUAUCCCCAGAACUGACACUGCCACAAUAAAUUUUAUACAUCCAUGCUCACUGCAAGAGUAGCGAGCUCCUCGCCCUCCUUGGAGACUAGGGUCGACGAAGUAGCGAACCAGGUCUACCACAUGACCAACAUUCGGCCGAAUUAAAGGAAAUCAUCUCCUGGGUCAAACGGCGGAUCUGUAGCGUGUCUUCAAUUUUCUAGAACUGGAUCUAUCUGGUGUGAAGCUGCUGAAAUGAACCCGGUGAAUGCCACCGCUCUCUACGUGUCAGCUUGUCGUUCGGUGCUGCAGUGUGAUCCGCGGGACCCUCAGUCCUUUGCCGAGCUUUGUAAGCUCCUGCCGUUUUUCAGGCAGUCCCUCUCAUGCCUCGUUUGCGGGAAUCUGCUGCAAGAUCCUAUAGCUCCUACUAACUCCUCUUGCCAGCACUAUGUUUGCAAAGCCUGCAAGGGAAAGAAGAUGAUGAUGAAGCCAUCGUGCAGCUGGUGUAAGGACUAUGAGCAGUUUGAGGAAAAUAAGCAGCUCUGCAUCCUGGUGGAAUGUUACAGGAAGCUGUGCGAGUACAUCACAGAGUCCCCCCUGGCCCAGCAGAUUGCCAGUGUUGUUGGUGGCUCUUCGGACAUUUUGGCAAUGCUGAGAGAGGGCCUGUCUUUGACUGAGAUGAAACCCGAGGAGCCCCAAGUCUGCCUGUCGCUCGACCUGUCACAUUCCCCUACUCCCUCCACCUCAGAGGAGCCCAGCGUGGCCCAGCUGGAGACCCCCCCUGAGCUCCCAGAGGCCCCCCUGACCCCACCCAGCAUCAAUGGGCUGCACGACUGCAACGGCCUGACCACGGUGGACGAGCUGGCAGCCAGCUUGCCCUCCCCGGGGACGGCCGCAUCCGUAGCCAUAGACGUGUGUGGCACGGUGGCGGUGGUGGAGGAGGAGGAGGAGGAGGGGCUGAAGGCGGAGGGUUUCACGCGCGAGAUGCCGGUCUGCGAGGCGGUGGCGGCGGGAGACCUGUGCACGGACGGUAUCCACAUAUGCAGCUUUAGCGAGGAUAUUAAGCACGGGAGCGAUCCUCUGCUGCUCAGCGUGGAGGAGGUGCUUCGAAGCCUCGAACCCGACCCCGACCCGGACCCUCCGGCCGAGGACCUGCCUGACGUCCUGCCCCCCUCUUCCUUGCAGGCCUCUGGGACCCUCAACGGGCCUUUUCCCGAGGCCCAUCGACAGCCUUCCCUCCCCCUGGACUCCGGGGCUUUUGCUCCUUGUCAUCCGCAGCCCCCCUCCUCUGGGAUCUCCUGCUCCGCCGCCACGCCCAGGGCAGCGCGGCCCAACAGGAAGCGCUCGCGGUCAGAGAGCGACAGUGAGAAGAUCCAGCCCUUGCCCAUCUCCACCAUCAUCCGGGGCCCUCCCCUCGCCACGGCGCCCAUCGCAGUCAAGCGGGAGCCCAAGGUCCUGGUACAGGCUGCAGCCACGGUUCCCAAUGGCGGGGCGCCUAAGGUCACCAAAACCCUGCUGGUGUCCAGCAAAGGCAUUAAGAAGACCCCUGACCACGGGGCCAAAAAGGCGUACAACAAGGCCAAGCAGGGGGUCCCCAAGUCCAAGGACAAGAUCAAAGAGAGGACUCCCAACAAUAGCUUGAUUCCAGGGAGCCCCACUAAAGUGGUCUACAAGAAGCCCCAGGAGAAGAAGGGCUGUAAGUGCGGCCGGGCCACCCAAAACCCAAGUGUUCUUACGUGCCGUGGCCAGCGGUGCCCGUGCUACUCCAACCGCAAGGCCUGCCUGGACUGCAUCUGCCGGGGCUGCCAGAACUCCUACAUGGCCAAUGGCGAGAAGAAGCUGGAGGCCUUCGCGGUCCCGGAGAAGGCCCUGGAGCAGACCCGGCUCACUCUGGGUAUUAACGUCACCAGUAUCGCCGUGCGGAACGCGGGCACCAGCGCCAGCGUCCUCAACGUCACGGCUGGUUCCCCCGUCACCUCGUUCCUGGCUGCCAGCCCUCAUGACGACAAGAGCUUUGACGAAACUCUUGACAUGAGGUUUGACUGCUGAGCCAUGUGGACGUAGCGAUGUUGCCCUCCCCGUUUUCCCCUACUGCCCUGUAUACAUUUUCUGUGAGAUCGAAGAGGGGAGGGGAAAGGGGCUGAGUUAAACAAGAGUGGGGGGUGUCUACAAUAUGGCAGCUACUGUGGUUCUGUUCCAGUUCAGAUUAGUAGUAAAUUAGUAAAUUGCCAAAGUUCAUGCCUGUGAAUCACUUGUAUUGUGCAUUCUGUCUUAGACACUGCUGCGGGUUUGAAAAGGGGGGAAGAAUGUUGCUGUACUUUUUUUAAAAACUACAAGUGGUUUAUGCUUCAUGAUCUUUGGCAAGAGAAACUCGACCUCGUUGUUGUGGGUCAUGAUAUGUGCAGAAUCGAAUGAACGGUUCAGGUUACAAAAAAUAAAAAAAAUUUAAAAAAUGCAGAUGUGUUCAAGAAAUGGUACCUGCAAUGUCAGUAGAAACUGGUUGUAUUUAUAAUCUUUUUUUUUCUUGUUUUUUUUGUACACAGACUUAUCAAAUUCCAUUUAAAGAUACAUUUUAUGAUAUAUUUUAUAAGUUACAUUAACAACAUUUGCAGUAUUUAUUGGAUGUCAUCUAACAUAGAGUACUGUCUAUAGGGCACCAUCAGGAUACCAUUUCUACAGAUGCAAAGAAGAGAGAUGCAGUACCUACGGUUUCUGUCUAAAUUAUGUUGCUGUCCUGUUUGUGCUAGUUUCUGCUGUCUCAGAAAAUACAUUGUAUUUUUUCCCGUGGGGCAUUUAAAAACCUGUAAUAUAAAUGUAACAUAUUUCCACAAAAAUGAAAAAGAAAACCUUA